GCAACUUUCUCUGCUGGCUGCUAGCUACUUGCUCUCGUACUUACUUCACUCCACCUCAACUCUCACACAGACCCUUCACGAAAGUCUACUUCAACCAAACACCAACAUGUCUUCAGCAAUCCCAACAUCCUCCACCGUCGUGGAAUCGGCCGUCAUCAAAGCCCCGCUCGGUCAAGUUUGGCACCACAUCAAGCUUGAGUCGUUUGGAAACUGGUGGAGUGCUGUUAAGCAGUCCGACUUCGUCAAGGGAGCCUCGCCAGACACAGACAUCGUCAAGUGGACCUUCAAGGAUGGCACUGUCCUCGAAGUCAAGCAGGAGGAGCACAGCUCGAUCAACCACUAUAUUACCUACUCUAUCAUCACUGCUCAGCCAGAGCUGUCCUACUCCUCCGUCGUGAGCACCGUUCGUGCCUACGCAAUCACCAGCGGCGAGCUCGAAGGUUCGACUUUCGUCGAGUGGACUGGAAACUUCUCCAACGAUGCUGAUGCCGGUGUCAUUCAGGAUGCGAAGUUCAAGCGUCGCGAGGCUCUCGCCGACCUCGCCAAGGUCGCUACCUCGAAGAAGUGAGCAAAUCAGGUGUUCACCAACAACAGUCGAACCCUCCAGAAAGAGCAAUGAAAAGAAGUAGAGCACUGUAAAGAUACCCAAAAAGCAUGAAGAUAGAGAAAGCAUAGCACUCGAUCACGAUUGAAGAAGCUUCGUCAGAAUGUCAAGACUUGAAUUGCGUCAGGUAGUACUGCUUGUCCCAAUUUCAAUGUCCUCCUGGGGCGCAGCCAGGUUUGUCACUCGCCCAUCUUUGCCACACGGCCUCUACAGAGUCCCCACUGUCGCACAUAAUGGCUGCGUUUGAACGACACCAGAUCAUCCGUCCGCUAACCUGCACCCAAUGUAUCUGUGUCGAAGGCCGGGAAUCCAGCAUCCUACCGCUUUCCAGUCUGCGUUACUUUCAACAGAA
This is a messenger RNA of Cercospora beticola, 956 nucleotides long. RefSeq lists its product as uncharacterized. The record is from RefSeq and is a predicted model, not a curated record. NCBI's taxonomy places the organism in Eukaryota, Fungi, Ascomycota, Dothideomycetes, Mycosphaerellales, Mycosphaerellaceae.